Molecule: messenger RNA, 1884 nt
Organism: Saccharomyces kudriavzevii IFO 1802
Lineage: Eukaryota; Fungi; Ascomycota; Saccharomycetes; Saccharomycetales; Saccharomycetaceae
Gene: SIT1
Product: siderophore transporter
Exons: 1
Coding region: 1-1884 (627 amino acids)
Biological process (GO): transmembrane transport; intracellular iron ion homeostasis
Cellular component (GO): endosome; vacuolar membrane
Molecular function (GO): siderophore-iron transmembrane transporter activity
Source: RefSeq, a predicted model, not a curated record
AUGGACCCAUCUACUGCCAGCCGUGCUCUUCCUGAGGAGUUCACGGAGGACAUUGUUCCUGAGAUACCAGAAAAGGAAGCCGGAACUACCGUUGAUGUUAAUCCGACCUUGACCAUAUCUUCUCCGGCCCCCUCUUACAUAGAAUUGAUAGAUCCAGGUGUGCAUAACAUUGAAAUCUACGCGGAAAUCUAUAACCGUCCACUGUAUCGUGUGGCUUUGUUCUUCUCGCUCUUCCUCAUAGCCUAUGCUUACGGGUUAGAUGGUAAUAUUCGUUACACUUUCCAGGCGUAUGCGACAUCUUCAUACUCCCAGCACUCCCUGCUGUCGACUGUCAACUGUAUCAAGACAGUUAUUGCGGCUGUGGGCCAAAUCUUCUUUGCCAGGUUGUCCGAUAUUUUCGGCAGAUUCUCUAUCUUGGUCAUUAGUGUGAUCUUUUACAUUAUGGGGACCGUCAUCGAAUCGCAAGCGGUGAAUAUUACUAGGUUUGCUGUUGGUGGUUGUUUUUACCAGUUGGGUCUCACCGGUAUCAUCCUAAUCCUGGAAGUUAUUGCUUCAGAUUUUUCGAAUUUGAACUGGAGAUUAUUAGCUUUAUUCAUUCCUGCUCUGCCAUUUAUUAUCAAUACUUGGAUUAGUGGGAAUGUUACAAGUGCUAUAGGUACUAACUGGAAAUGGGGUAUUGGUAUGUGGGCUUUCAUAUUACCGCUGGCUUGUAUUCCAUUGGGACUCUGUAUGUUGCACAUGAGAUAUUUGGCGAGGAAACAUGCAAAGGAUAGAUUGAAGCCUGAAUUUGAAGCCCUAAAUAAACUAAAGUGGAAGUCAUUCUGUAUCGACAUCGCUUUCUGGAAAUUAGAUAUUAUCGGUAUGUUGCUAAUUACUGCGUUUUUCGGAUGCGUAUUGGUUCCGUUCACAUUAGCUGGUGGUCUGAAGGAAGAAUGGAGAACUGCACAUAUUAUUGUCCCUGAAGUCAUCGGCUGGGUCGUGGCGCUACCAUUGUAUAUGCUAUGGGAAAUGAAAUACUCAAGGCACCCACUGACACCAUGGGACUUGAUUAAAGACAGAGGUAUUUUUUUUGCUCUGCUCAUUGCAUUCUUCAUUAAUUUCAAUUGGUACAUGCAAGGUGACUACAUGUAUACUGUGCUAAUUGUCGCAGUUCAUGAGUCGAUCAAAUCGGCCACAAGAAUCACAUCCUUGUACUCGUUCGUUUCUGUUAUCGUCGGCACAAUUCUCGGGUUUAUACUGAUUAAAGUGAGAAGGACCAAACCCUUUAUUCUAUUCGGGAUUUCUUGUUGGAUUGUCUCAUUUGGUCUUUUGGUCCAUUACCGUGGUGAUUCCGGUGCCCAUGCCGGUAUUAUUGGUUCUUUGUGUCUACUAGGUUUUGGUGCAGGUUCAUUUACCUACGUGACUCAAGCUUCUAUUCAAGCUUCCGCUAAAACUCAUGCAAGAAUGGCGAUAGUAACUUCAUUGUACCUGGCUACCUAUAACAUUGGAUCUGCAUUUGGUAGUUCUGUUAGUGGUGCUGUUUGGACCAAUAUUCUACCAAGGGAAAUUUCAAAAAGAAUUUCUGAUCCCACAUUAGCUGCACAAGCAUACGGUUCCCCAUUCACAUUCAUCAUCACUUACACGUGGGGCACACCGGAGAGAAUUGCUUUGGUCAUGUCCUAUCGUUAUGUUCAGAAAAUUUUGUGUAUCAUAGGUUUGGUGUUCUGCUUUCCUUUGUUAGGCUGUGCCCUCAUGUUGAGAAACCACAAACUAACUGAUUCUAUUGCCCUUGAAGGCAGUGAUUACUUGGAAAGCAAAGAUGCUUUUGAACCUAAGGAAAAGGAAGAAACUUUCCUGAAGAGCAAAUUUUUGUCCCAGUUCACAGGAAAAAACAAGGAAAACUAA